Messenger RNA from Patiria miniata (bat star), 3247 nucleotides. RefSeq names its product tyrosine-protein kinase receptor Tie-1-like. Gene Ontology annotation, biological process: multicellular organism development; protein phosphorylation; cell surface receptor protein tyrosine kinase signaling pathway. The transcript is spliced from 21 exons. The record is from RefSeq and is a predicted model, not a curated record. Gene Ontology annotation, molecular function: transmembrane receptor protein tyrosine kinase activity; protein binding; ATP binding. NCBI's taxonomy places the organism in Eukaryota, Metazoa, Echinodermata, Asteroidea, Valvatida, Asterinidae. Bases 1 to 2868 code for a protein of 955 amino acids. Gene Ontology annotation, cellular component: signaling receptor complex.
AUGUCAGGGCCGAAGUCCCAGGGUUUAUCGGCUGAUCUGGAUCUGCGAAACAAGCCGGCCACGCAGAUUAGCACUUACCCUGGUGGUUAUACUGCAGACCUAGCUUUAGACGGAAAUAUCACAACCUUUUCAUUAACAGUAACGCCAACAAAUGUCGACGCUACUAGUGUGACAGUCAGCUGGUCUACCGUGCCAUGUGCUGAUCAUUACAGCGUGCAGUAUGCCCUGACCAGCAGGGAUAACUGUGAAAGCAUCAAUACACCAGCGUAUAGCAGCCACUGCAUGUGUCAGGGAAACAUGACAACUAUAAACAGUCUGAUGCCAAACUCCGGGUACACUGUACAAGUCAAGGCUUAUGUAUAUGGUGCAUACGGACCAAUAAAAACAGCAAUGGUCACUACCCCAUCAUCAGCACCGACUGGGCCUCCCACUUCUGUGACACCUGGGUCUCAGGCCCAACGCAGCCUAGCCUUCUCCUGGAGCCUCCCAGCGUGUGGAAGCCGAGGGGGUGUCAUCACAGGAUACGACUAUAGGCUUAGUACAAGUGGCGUUGCACCAAUGACUGGUCAGACUACAGCUGGUCCCUCUGGUGGAGCAGUUACAAUUUUUGGACUUACUCCCUAUACUUCUUACAGUUUUCAAGUUGAUGCAAGGACUAAUGAUGGGACUGGACCGUACAGUGCGGCUGUGACAUCAAGAACGCAAGAAGCAGCACCAACCGUUCCCUUAGAUGUUCGUAUUCAGUUAGAGGAUAACGCUUCUGUAAUCCUGAGCUGGAGUGAACCAGAUCCACCGAAUGGACGCAUCACGCACUACAAUGUUCGCUACUGGAGGAGUGGAGACAUGGGAACCAUGCAGACCGACACGAAUGUGAUGGGGUUGAUGCAUCGUGUCACGGGCCUUGCAGCCGGUGUAACAUACCAAUUUCAGGUUCAAGCUGUGACGUCUGCUGGUCCCGGCUCUUGGAGUGACCCUAUCGAAGCAACAACAGCAACCGGAGUUCCUGGACCUGUUCGGAAUCUAAAUGUCACAGUGAGGACAGAGACGUCAAUCACUUUAACCUGGAUCCCACCCCUGCAACCUGGAGGAGUCAUCACUGGUUACAUAGUUGAGUACCGUAUCUUGGAGAGGCCUUAUCAACCAGAUUUCACAGCAGGGGAUACAUACGAAACCAAUGAAGCUCAGAAUUCACCCUUCACAAUAACCAACCUGGAACCUGGUACUAAAUACGAGUUUAGGGUGUUGGCGAAGAACGAAAUUUUUACAGGAACUGAGCACCGAAUUUUGGAGGUUUACUCAAAGCCGAUGAUGGAUCCACCUGCUCCACCCAAACCCAUUCCAAUUCAAGAGAGAACAACAGACAUGACAGUCACACUUAGUUUGGCAGCUCCAAGGUCUGCUGUGUACAUUGAAUCAUACGUUAUUCGGGUUAAGAAGACUGGUACAUUGUCUGUGACCAAAAGAGAAGUUACGAGACGUUCAGAGGACCCGGUUGACGGUUAUAUUGCAGCUGAAUUUCCUAAGAAUAGCCUUCCUGCUGAAUUCGUAGUCGGAGACUCUAAGAUGUAUGGCGGCUACCGGAACGCACCGCUGCAGCGAGAUGCUGUGUACAACAUCCUAGUUGGGUCUGUUACCAAAGGCAACGAAACUGUGACCACGGUAACAUAUUCAGAGCCACUGACAGUUAUUGUGCAAAAACCAUCGGCGAGCAACGGAAUCACUAUUGCUGCUGUCGUGGGUAGUGUGAUAGUAUUCGUCUUGGUCCUAAUCAUUGUCAUCGGUUGUGUGGUGUGGAGAAGAAAAACUCGCCAACAUGCAUCAAAUAGUUCUCUAGUACCUAGAACUAUGGAACUGGUUGCCAAACCUACAGCCUACGAAAACUACCCACCAAGAGCUAACAACCCCGAUGGCGAUAUAUAUGAGGAUGUUGGGCUUCCCGCUUGGGCCAGGAAACUGGAAAUCAAAUGGGAGAAUUUGAUCAUCGAUGAUGAGAUUCUUGGUAAAGGUAACUUUGGCGAGGUACGGGCAGGAGGCGUGAAGAUUAAAGGGAAAGUCACCAAAGCAGCCAUCAAAACUCUCAAAGACAGCACCUCUGAUGCUGCUACGGACUUCAAGGCGGAGUUGCAGACGAUGGUAGGAAUCACACCACACCCUAAUGUUGUACGUCUCCUUGCCGCAUGUUUUCAAGAAGGCAUUCUUUAUGUGGCGCUGGAGUUUCUUCCCAAUGGCAAUCUUCGUGAUUAUCUGAGGAGCAUUCGCCCGAAGCAGAAAGGAGCUGGCCACUCAACUGACGGAGCAUCUCCGCUGACUUCUUCAAACUUGGUGAAAUUUGGCACAGACGUUGCCAAGGGGAUGGAUCAUCUCUCUAAGGCAGGGAUCAUCCACCGCGACUUAGCUGCAAGGAACAUCCUUCUCUCUGAAGACCUGACCGCCAAAGUGUCUGAUUUCGGCCUUUCCAGAGGGGAGGACAUCUACGUUCAGAAAUCCUCGACCAGGAUUCCCGUUCGCUGGUUGGCCAUCGAAUCGUUGACGCGUAGUGUCUACAAGUCCAAGAGUGAUGUGUGGUCGUUUGGCAUCUUGCUGUGGGAAAUAGCGACAUACGGAUCCACUCCGUACCCUGGUAUUGCGAGCGAGUCACUGGCCCAUAGACUGCUGGAGGGAUACCGCAUGCCCAAGCCGGACAACUGCGCCGAUGAAAUUUACAAUCUGAUGUUGAAGUGCUGGCAUGAGGUGCCAAGUGAGCGUCCAACCUUCAAAGUUCUCUGCCAAGCUCUCGAGACAAUGAACUCCAAGUCGUAUGAAAAUGUUGUCUUGUCACCGACUGUCUACGAGAACUUCAUCAUCAAGCAUGAGUUUGACGACAACUAGAUGACGUCAUUACCUUUACGCUGCAAUGCAUCUUCUUCGAAAUAACUCAAGCGAGUGGUUCAGCAUUUUUUCAGAUUGUGAAGUGUUGAGUUCGUGUUUAAGCACUGACGCAGACUAGAGCAUUCAUAGCAGCUCAUGUUCAAGAUUUAGCCUGUUAUAAAUUUAGAGCAAGACUUAAUAAGAUUUGUUUUCACUUCUUAUCGAAUUUACAACUAUUUGACGGUUUUAGAAAAAAAACAUUUGCACCAGGUUAAUAAUCGCAGUAGUUGGUUAGAAUGUUGUUUAAAGUCUCAAAAAGCUUUCGCAAGAGACCAUGUUUCAAAAUGUUAUAUUGCAUAGCGAGGACGUUACCAUGAAAUACCGAUGUACAUUGUAUUGU